GGACGACGACGGGUCGAAGAUGGCGGCGCUGGCUGGGCUGGCGGGGCUCCGCGCCCCCGUGCGACCGCUCCUCCGCUCAGGGUCGCUCCUGUACGGCAGCGGCUGGGCCCGAGCUGUGUUCCCGGGGCUCCCGCCGGCUCAGAGAAGACCCUUCAGCAACGACAAAGUCCUAGUGGAGGUGGACACAAGCAGCGGGGUGGCGGUGAUGAAGAUGAGGAACCCGCCGGUGAACAGCCUCAGCCUGGAGCUGCUGACGGAGUUUGUGAUCUGCCUGGAGAAGCUGGAGAAUGACAAGAGCUGCAGAGGCAUCAUCAUCACCUCGAACAGCCCCGGAGUGUUCUCGGCGGGCCUGGACCUGACGGAGAUGUGCGGGCGGACCCCGGCCCACUACGUCCAGUACUGGAAGGCCGUGCAGGAGCUGUGGCUCAAGCUCUACGCCUCCAACCUGGUCAUCGUGGCCGCCAUCAAUGGGCCCAGCCCGGCCGGAGGGUGUCUGGUGGCCCUGACGUCUGAUUACCGGAUCCUGGCCGACAACCCGAAGUACCGCAUCGGCCUCAACGAGACCCUGCUGGGCAUCGUGGCCCCUUUCUGGUUCAAGGACAACAUGGUCAACACAGUCGGCCACCGGCAGGCGGAACGGGCCCUCCAGCUCGGCCUCCUCUUCCCGCCCGCGGAAGCGCUGCGGGUGGGACUGGUGGACCAGCUGGUCCCCGAGGAGCAGGUCCAGAGCGCGGCCGUGGCCGCCGUGGGCCAGUGGCUGGCCAUCCCAGACCACGCGCGCCAGCUCACCAAGGCCAUGAUGAGGAAGCCGACGGUCGAGCGCCUGCUCAAGGGCCGGGAGGCCGACGUGCAGAACUUUGUCGACUUCCUCUCCAGAGACUCGAUCCAGAAGUCUCUGCACGCCUACUUGCAGAUGCUCAAGCAGCGGAAAGGCUGAGGCCCAGGGCAGCUCGGCGCCCCCAACGCCCCAAUUCCCCCGGCUGCGGCCGGGGGCUCCGGCAUCCGUUUAAAUCGUAGGUAGUUUCUCCUCUCCCUGCUGUGUUCCCUCUUAGGCCCGGGGCCUGAUACCCCCCAUGCCCACCCCUGCCUCUGCUCUGGCGGGGCCAGAGGAGAGGCAGUUGGGGGAUGGGGGUUAGGGGCAACGGGCAGGCAGGCGGAUGGACGGAAGGAGGGAGAUGCGCUUUAACCUGAGAAUCACGGCCUGGUGCAAGAGCUGUUGGGGUGGGCAGAUUGUGAAUAAAGUGCUCCAGAUGGCA
Tachyglossus aculeatus (Australian echidna) is the source of this 1256-nucleotide messenger RNA. RefSeq names its product enoyl-CoA delta isomerase 1 (gene ECI1). Bases 20 to 937 code for a protein of 305 amino acids. The transcript has 7 exons. Gene Ontology annotation, biological process: fatty acid beta-oxidation. Gene Ontology annotation, cellular component: mitochondrion. The record is from RefSeq and is a predicted model, not a curated record. Lineage: Eukaryota; Metazoa; Chordata; Mammalia; Monotremata; Tachyglossidae. Gene Ontology annotation, molecular function: enoyl-CoA hydratase activity.